ACAGAAAGAAAGCAAAAGAGCAAUAAAGGAUAAACAUUCCUUUUUUUUUUUCCCUGCUUUUCCUGGUGAUACAGCUACAGCUAUAGGAACUUCCAGCGCAUGUGCAUUGCAUAGGUGAGAGAAUAUACUAGCGAUACCUGCAAGGUAAAAAUAAGUUGCCACUCACUUAAGUAAAAAUAAGUUGCCACUCACUUAAGAAGGUUGGCACAGGCAGAACUCCAAUUGCAUCCCAUAUUCUUUCAGCUGCCGGUCUCACACUGGUAUGUAGCAGAGCUGGAUUUGGUGCUCCCCAAGCAGGACUCAAGCAGUGCACUGAGCAUUCUACGCAGAGCUUCUGGCUUUGAAACCUGCUGGAACAGAGCUUCACCACCCGAUUCUUCCCACUACUGCAGCACAGUACAUCAGCCCUUGGCUGUAGGGAUGCCAAUCAGGCAGCGUCCCAAAAUUGCAUGAAGAGGGACAUCUUUUCCAAGAAGUACUAUCUCAGAAGAGUGGAUAAAGCUUUACAGGACAGAACUUAUAACUCUGCCUUUCAGAGAGGCCACUAGAGUUCAUGGGUACAGCAUGCAACCUAAGCUCAGUAAAAGAACCAGGAUCAAAGCACCCCCUGGAUAAGCUGGUCUAACACCUGAAUUCACAUACAAGUGGGCACAGCAUCCAAAUGUUACAGGGCUUCAGACUGAUCUGUACCAUACAGCAGCCACCACGUUGCUUCCAUCCAUCAUUUCUAAACCAUGAUACCCACAACCUAACAUGGUUUCUUUUGAUGUUACUUGCAGAAAGGAAACCUUCAAAUCCUUCCACCGUACCACUAACUACUGGCCUGUUCAAGAGAUGAAAACCAUGAAGACUCUGAUGCUCUUGAUUUGCCUGCUAGGAUCAGCUUUGGCUAUUCCAACAUAUCCCUUAAACCACCAACUUGGAGCCUUGAGACAGAAAGCUGCAGAAAAGACUAAGGCUAUUCAUUCUGAAGCCCAAAAGGAAGGGAAGACAAGGCCUGCAAACGAGGGCGACUUGCAGCCCAGCCACAGAAACAUAAAAGCAAAGGCACCAGUAGCAGAUGCUGAGCACAGGGAGAAGCCCUGGACAGCUAGAAGACACGGACAAAGUGGUCAUGAGCAUCAAAUGAAAACCAGUCUGAAGAGCAUUAACUUCCUUUCCCUGCAGGGUAAACUAGGCUUGACUUCUGAUAGCCAGGAGAGUGAUUCUGGCAGCAGUGGCAGAGAGCGGUCCAGCUCUGACCACUACCAGCUCAGGAGGCAUGAGAAACACAGCAACACAGCCAACCAAGCACUGGAUGCUGGAGAAAAUCCAGUGGAUGCUCUCAAUCUCGAUCAUGAGCAUAAUGCAUGGAAAUAUAAUAAAAAUACAAUUGGCCUAUCUGAAAACAACAGUGAAAGCGAUGAAGAGGAAAAUGUGGAAGAAGAGGACGAGGAAUGGGGGGAAGUGACUGAUUACAGGGAUAUGAAGCACAAAGCCCACCGGACAAGUCACGGAAACCAAUACAGGAGACAGCAGAAAGAAAACAGCAGGCAGUCUGAUGAAAUACUGAGAGAUUCCAGUCAGCCAAUCCAGAUAACCAAGAGACACGGUGAGAAAUUCAGCAUAGAGGAGGAAGAGGAAAGUCAAGAAAAGCCCUAUAAGGAAGAAAAAAUCCCCUUCUCAAAGAAAAGUCAUGAUGAGGAUGAAAAAUGGCAAAGCCAAGAAAACAAAGAUAGUUUUCAAGUAAACCAUCAGAGCGAUCAUGGCAUGGUGAUGAAAAGACAGGAUAAGGAGGGCGGUAACAUUGAUAAGGACGAUAUUGAUAGUGGCGAUGAUGGUGAGGAAGAUCUCAGCAAUGCCUGGAAAGAAGCAGCCUAUGAGGAAGAGGAGAGAAUCCAGAGAAAUGACCAAGACAGCACCAGCAAUGAGCCUGAAGGAGAAGGAACCACUGGGGAUGACAGUGCAGUUCAGAGAGAGAGAUGGGAUCACCAAGGUGUCAAAAUUAAAGACCUUACUCACUCUGAAGAUGCUAACUACCACUAUGAGGUGCCUAAUUCUGACAGCAAGCAACAACUGCAAACAAGUGGCUCUGUUCAGAGUGUGAAUUCAAUGGAACCUGUAGAUGAGGUUAAGACCACAGGCAGUUCAUACAGUGCGAGGAGAAGUGCAAGCAACAGCACUGGGGAGGUUUUUCUGGACCCAUGCAGGAACUUCCACUGCAAAAGAGGAAAAGUCUGCCAGGCAGACAGACAAGGGAAACCCGGCUGUAUUUGCCAAGAUCCUGCUGCUUGCCCUUCCACCAAAGAUUAUGAGCGUGUUUGUGGCACAGAUAAUAAGACUUAUGACGGUACAUGCCAACUCUUUGGUACCAAAUGUCAACUUGAAGGAACAAAAAUGGGACGCCAGCUGCACCUAGACUAUAUGGGCUCCUGCAAAUACAUACCUCACUGUACUGAUUACGAAGUAGAUCAGUUCCCCCUCCGUAUGAGAGACUGGCUCAAAAACAUCCUCAUGCAAUAUUAUGAACGUGAUCAGGAUACAACUGGAUUUCUAACUGAAAAGCAAAGGAAUAAGGUCAAAAAGAUCUACCAGAAUGAAAAGCGUCUCAUGGCUGGUAACCACUCAGCUGAGCUUCUCCUGCAUGACUUUGAGAAAAACUAUCACAUGUACGUGUAUCCUGUGCACUGGCAGUUUUAUCAGCUUGAUCAGCAUCCAGCUGACAGAUCAUUGACGCACUCAGAGCUUGCUCCCUUGAGAGCCUCCCUUGUUCCCAUGGAACACUGCAUCACCCGUUUCUUCCAGGAGUGUGACCAAGACCAAGACAAACUCAUUGCUUUGAAGGAGUGGUGCCACUGUUUUGGGAUUAAGGAAGGUAAGCCUCUAAGACCAGGGAGGUGUGCAGGACAAAGUGUUCUCAUUAAUGCUUGGCUAAGUCUCAGGCCAUAAAGUACAAGAAAAAUUCUAGACAGAAGCUACGACUAGUGUGCACAACAGCAACAGGAAUAGUACUGACAAGACAAUG
Messenger RNA from Cygnus olor (mute swan), 3004 nucleotides. RefSeq names its product SPARC like 1 (gene SPARCL1). Gene Ontology annotation, biological process: anatomical structure development. Bases 754 to 2928 code for a protein of 724 amino acids. Gene Ontology annotation, molecular function: calcium ion binding; extracellular matrix binding; collagen binding. Lineage: Eukaryota; Metazoa; Chordata; Aves; Anseriformes; Anatidae. The record is from RefSeq and is a predicted model, not a curated record. The transcript is spliced from 9 exons.